AUGAUGAAUUAUUUUAACGAUUAUGCAAAUCUGUGUUUUGAGAAGUUUGGUGACCGUGUGAAACACUGGAUUACAUUCAGCAAUCCUUGGGCAGUGGCUGAGAAGGGCUAUGAAACAGGAGAGCACGCGCCAGGACUGAAGCUCGGCGGCUGCGCUGCCUACAAGGCUGCUCAUCACAUCAUUAAAACCCAUGCCAAGGUUUGGCACUCCUACAACAGCACCUGGCGCAGGGAGCAGAGAGGCAUGGUUGGAAUUUCCCUAACGAGUGCCUGGGGGGAACCUGUUGAUCCACACAGCCAGCCAGACAGAGAUGCUGCUGAGAGGUACAUCCAGUUCCACCUGGGAUGGUUUGCAAACCCCAUUUACAGAGGGGACUACCCAGAGGUUAUGAAGAAUUAUGUAGGUAGGAAGAGUGCCCAGCAGGGCCUGGGGACAUCAAGAUUACCAACUUUCUCAGUGCAAGAGAAAACCUAUAUUAAAGGCACCUCGGAUUUCCUGGGAAUUGGUCAUUUUACCACUCGUUAUGUUCUGCAGAAGAGCUUUCCCUUCCUCCAAGUGUCCAGUUACCACACUGACCCUGACCUGGCUGAACUGGUGGACCCCAACUGGCCAGCUCCAGGCCCUAAGUGGCUCUACUCUGUGCCCUGGGGCUUCAGAAGGUUGCUCAACUUCAUCAAGACCCAGUAUGGGAACCCCCUGAUUUAUGUGACAGAGAAUGGAGUGUCUGAAACAAUGCAGUGCUCUCAGCUGUGUGAUGAGUGGAGGAUCCAGUACCUGAAGGGAUACAUCAAUGAGAUACUCAAAGAUUCCCUGAUUACUCACAUGGAAAUGGUGACAGAGAUUGUUCUUCCUACAGUUUUCACACUCUGCAUUCUCAUCAGUAUUGUCCUCCUCAUAUUCUACCUUCGAAACCACAGCUAAAACUGAUGU
Molecule: messenger RNA, 930 nt
Organism: Melospiza melodia melodia
Lineage: Eukaryota; Metazoa; Chordata; Aves; Passeriformes; Passerellidae
Gene: LCTL
Product: lactase like
Exons: 7
Coding region: 1-921 (306 amino acids)
Biological process (GO): carbohydrate metabolic process
Molecular function (GO): beta-glucosidase activity
Source: RefSeq, a predicted model, not a curated record